This is a messenger RNA of Vespa crabro (European hornet), 3146 nucleotides long. Its product is annotated as zinc finger CCHC domain-containing protein 24-like. The transcript has 4 exons. Gene Ontology annotation, molecular function: nucleic acid binding; zinc ion binding. The coding region runs from base 996 to 1712 and encodes 238 amino acids. NCBI's taxonomy places the organism in Eukaryota, Metazoa, Arthropoda, Insecta, Hymenoptera, Vespidae. The record is from RefSeq and is a predicted model, not a curated record.
UUAGCAGCGAUAGUCUGUAGCGAGUCGAGAGCAAGCACUGAAAUAGAUGCACCACAUGGCGGGGAUCUUCGACUAUGUGUGCGAGAACUUUUUACUGGUUUGCGUACUGGGAAAAAGAUAGUGGCAGUGUGUGAACGAGAGUGCUAAGAGUCAUAGGGAAGAUUUUUAGUUAAAAUUGGGUCGACUCGAUGAAUGAUCAUCGUGUUUUUUCCGAAAAAAAUAAAAGCAAAAAAUGGAUAAUAACAAUCAUAAAGAAAAGACAAAGUUUGACAGUGAACAAUGAACAUUUGAAAAGAAUCUUGUGACGAAGUUUGUUAUAAUCAUAAUUCGUUUGAAUACUUGUGACGGCUAAUCUUCGAGAAGAAAGACUCUAUGUUAAAAAUUCUAUCGAAGAAGAGAUCGAUAUAAAAAGAGAGAGAGAGAGAGAGAGAAAUAUAAAAGAAAAACUAAAGAGAAGAUUAUAUGGAAUAAUAAGAAAACACAUGCGUGAUUCUUUUGAUUGGACACCAUAGGAGAGAGGAAAGUGAAAAGAUCGAGUCGAGUCAAUUGUCCAACGUUGUUCACUCUCGACGCCUCGAUGAAGAUUCACGAUCUUCUGGUGAGCUAACAUUCUAAAAAUACGGUGUAAGCUUCGUGAUCCUACAGUGGAAAUCUCCGAGCAUCGAGGAAAUUUCGCGAGGAUGAUGCUAGUAGUUGGUUGAUAAUACGCACUUAAUAUCUCGAUAGCAAUUUUGAAAAAAUUAUAAUUCGAUCGAAAUGAAAUGGAUAGUGUAGUUCUUCGGUGAUAAACAAUUGAAACGAUUUCUCCGGGAGAAAGAGAGAGAGAAAGAGAGAGGGAGAGAGAGAGGGAGAGGGAGAGAAAGAGAGAGAACAGAUUCAAAAAAGGCUCUUGAGGCGAUGCUCGUUCGUCUCACGAAAAUCCAACUACGCCGGUUAAUCCGGCGUUAUCGAAAACGGUGAGAUUUCUCACAAUUGUGAUCGGUAACGAAAUCCCAAUGGCUACCUGCCAUCCUAGACCACUGAUGCAGCAUCUGCAACUGCAGGAACAAACUCAGGUUGGACUGGGUACUAUCAAUGGAGUCGGUAGUCAAGGACAAAAAGUGCUCCAGCAAACCCAUUAUCAGCCUCACCUGUUGAAUUGGGUAUAUUUGGCAAUUACCGAUCAAAACUCGGCGCAACUUUCCGAUCAGAAAAAGCUUCUGCCUGCGAUUUGGAGCAAUUACACAACGGCAAACUCUCAAACCUAUCUACAUCAAAACACUUUGAAUGCUUCCGGAGCAAUAGGUGCCAGUCUAGCCGAUAGUAUUGGUGAUCUCGCUGAACAUUUUACCGAAUUGGAUCUGUUAGAUAGAAAACCAAUGAAGAGGCCACCGUCUACGUACUUGUGUCAUUUGUGCUUCAAAAAGGGUCAUUAUAUCAAGGAUUGUCCACAGGCUCGUCCAAAAGGCGAAGGUCUUACGCCUUAUCAAGGUAAAAAAAGAUGUUUCGGAGAAUACAAAUGUCCGAAAUGCAAACGUAAAUGGAUGUCAGGCAAUAGUUGGGCUAAUAUGGGUCAAGAAUGCAUGAAGUGUCAUAUUAACGUGUAUCCUCAUAAACAGAGACCAUUAGAACAACCCGACGGCUUAGACGUGUCCGAUCAGAGUAAAGAACAUCCUCAACACCUCUGUGAGAAAUGUAAAAUUCUGGGCUAUUACUGCAGGCGUAGUCAAUAACAACAAAAAAUAUAUAAAUACUUUUUCUAAGACCAUUCUAAAACCAUCAUUUAAAAUUCUAUGUUAACAGGCCGUUGCUAAUAAAUUUUUUUCUACGUUCUAUGCAUAUACUCUCGAAUGUGUAAGAACGCAUGGAUGUAUUUUAUUCAUUUCGAUAAUCUCGAUGUUAAUUACUGUUAAUACAACAACGGAGUAUUUUUUUGAUCAGCUGAGGAAUCAGAACUGUCAUACUCAGGGACGAAUUUCAUGAGAAUGCAGAUACAACGCUCUGUAAGUUAACGUAAUUACAUUUAAAAAUUAAUAAUCACAUAAAACGAAAGUGAUGCGAGUCAAUGAGUUUAUAAUUGACUUUUAGCUUUUUAUUUUCUCAAAUAUAUAAAAAGUGUAACAAAAAUAUGCGACAAAAUGUUACGAAUGAAUUUCUCAUAUAUAGAGAAAAAAAUAGACCCCAACAAUUACAUCAAAAUAAGCCCCAAAAUUAUGAUUAAUUUCUGAGUUAUAAAUCUUUCAAGCAUGAUUUUAUUGUUGGUAAAUUCUUAUUAUUUUUAUUUUAUUUGCUGAAUUUAAAACCAAAACACUAGUUAUCAUGUUAAAAUAUGUAAUUACAUCUACUGAAUUUCUUUUCGUACUGAAUGUCUGUAAUAUCUACAAAUGGAUUACCGUAUUAACAACCAUAAGUACCUAAACAUAUUCGAAACUCAAUGAAAUGACAAAAUGAAGUCUAUAUUCGGGCAGGCGGUGUACAUUUUGAAUAUUUCACAUAAGGAAUUAUCAACAAAAUGUAUUGUAAUAUAAUCCUAGCAAACAAAAAUAAUUUGUAUUGUGUAUGAUGUAUACUAAAAUCAUACUUGAAAGUCUUAUAAUUCAGAAAUUAAGCAUUUCCGGAGCCAUUUUGACAUAACUUAUUUUUCUUCUCUACAAAUGAAGAAUCCAUUCAUGUAGUUUCGCCACGUAUUUUUGCGUUUCUUACAUUAUAGAUACUUUAUUAUGAUUCUGCGUCAUAAUAAGAUUUUCAUUUAGUUAAUAAAUUUCUUAACUUACACCACUUUCCUAUUAAUACGUUUAAUUUAAUAAAUACAUAAUGACUCUUAUGUACAUCAGAAAAAUAGAGAAAAAGAAAGAGAAAGAGAAAAAGAAAGAGAGCGUAUGUUCAUCUUUUAUUUUAAUUAUUUGUCACAAUCUAAAGAGAAUAAAUGUUAGGAAACAAUAUUAUUCGAUAUUGUACAUACACAUAAUAUCUGUCAAGGCGAGUAUUUGACAUGAACGUACUAUUAUCAGCCCUAUUAAAAACUUAAGAUUGUUAGAGGACGACUAGGAAUACUUGAGAGAUAUGACUUAUACACGUUUGAAGUUAGACAGUAGUUCUAUUGUAUAAUGAAACAAAUUUUCCAACGCCAAACAAAAUAAUAUUAAUAAAUAUAUAAUUUCGAUAUA